CUUCUUUAAGCCUAGUUUAGUUUAUGUUCUAGGUUUACUUUAGGUCGCUGUGUUUGGUGUUGCAUUGACUGGCACUUGCUGGCAAAUUGACAGUGAUGACUUCAUUUUUCAAAUAAUAAAAAUCACUUCAAACAAUGAUUUGAUUUACAUUUUGCAGUAAAUUAAAAAAAUCGAAACGCUUCGAUAGCACCGAAGGAUAAAUAAUUACUCUAAAAUUAAUAGUGCGUGAUAUAGUGUAAGGUUUUGAAUUAUCCUGGUUUCUGGACAUCAGCUGAGCUAUUAUUUGCGAAGGUUCGAGUGGGCAAUUUCAUUAAUUUUCGUUUGGAUCCGAGCACAUUUUAUCAAACUGGAGCGUUUACCAGAGUAUCUCCGCGAUACCGUGGACUGGUUCAUAGGGAAAGCAAGACGCAAAGAGAAAGAAGGCCCGGAUGCAUCGGCAUCGACAGAUUCGAAAUUGUACUUAGAAUCCACCGUUUUAGAAAGAAAACUACCGGAAAUCGACAUGAGACUUUUGGUGGAUCUACCACCCGGUUUAGAUUAUAACGAAUGGCUAGCAUCGCAUACAAUGGCUCUAUUCGAUCACGUAAAUUUAGUUUAUGGUACGGUUAGCGAAUUUUGUACCCCCGUAGGUUGUCCAGACAUGACCGGUCCAGGCCAGAGAAUAUAUUUAUGGUUCGACGAGAAAGGUAAAAAAACCAAAGUGGCCGCACCCCAAUACAUAGAUUACGUAAUGACAUUUAUCCAAAAAACCAUCGGAGACGAAACUAUUUUUCCUACGAAAUACGCGAAUGAAUUUCCCUCGUCGUUUGAGUCAAUAGUGAGGAAGAUAGUGCGAUUGUUGUUCCACGUGGUGGCGCAUUUGUACGCGGCGCAUUUCAAGGAGGUGGUGUUGCUGGGCCUGCACGCGCACCUCAACCUGACGUUCGCCCAUCUGACGGAGCUCCACCACCGGUUCUCGCUGAUCGAGCCCAAGGAGACGGAGAUACUGAUGGACCUCGAGGUGGCGCUGCGGCUGCGAGAGGAGUGCUCCGGCCAGGAGGGCGGCAACAACAACGACAACAGCGAUUCGUCGACCGUCGAUGCGAAGAGCAACUUAACGGAAGGGCACCUUGGUGACAAUAAAUCGUAGCCGGGCUGGAGGGGUGCUGCGAAUGCGGCGCAGUUUUUUUCCUCAUAGAAGUGCAGUAAUUUAAGCUACUAGAGCAUGUGAUUUUUAAGAUACACUAGCAACGUAUUUUUACUUUUUAUUUAUUGUUUUUAAACACGUUUUUAUUUUCUGUUGACCUACGGAGAACCGGGAAUAUUCGGAGGAAAUGUUUUACCUGUAGAAUUUCGUGACGUUGAAAAUUGACAAAUUGUAAAAUAUUUUGGGGUGAUUUAUUACUGACAGUCCAAUAGAUUUUUUAAGAUUAAGAUUGUUUUGUUUUGACUGGUAAUUUCUUCUUAUACUUACAAACAAAGCGUAUAUCUUUAGUAAUCAUAAAAUAUACUUAUUAUAAGUUUUCUCACAGGCAAGUAAAAGUAAAGUUCAAACUAUUGAGAAUGUUCCUACGUGGCAUAUUUUGAGAAAACUUAUAAUGCCAAGUACCUAAGACAGAAGUUACUUCGAUUUAACAGAGUGCUUAAUUGGUAAUUAAUUGCCGCAAUAUACGCGAAAUUGAAUUAAACUGGAACUGAAGUUGGUUUCCGAUUUCCUGGAAAGACACAGGCGGAUUAGGUUUUAUGACUGAACAGUUUGUUCUCUAAUAUUCGAGCAUAAUUUUGUAGAAAUUUGACUUCACUUCGGUCUGAUUGUUUCUUGUAUUUGUAACCUAUUUGUAGACUAUACUAUUUGCGAGAAUGCGUUUUAAUAUUAAGUGAAUCGUCGUGUAAAACAGUUUAAAUAUAAAUGUUAUUGUGAUCUCAAAACGUUAACAUUUCGUAUCGCUGACGAAUCUCUCUCUAAUUUCGUUUCUAAAAUUUCAAAAAUGCUAAAUUAAGCGAUAUGAGACUUAUAAAAUUAUACUUUUUUGGCUGUAUCAUACUAAUGUAAACAUAAUAAUUCUGUAAGCAGCGAUUUCACGAAGCUUUUCCUACUACACGCGAUGUAAAUUAUAUUUCUAUUAAUUGUAUGCAAUCGAUCAGUUAUUUUUAUUUAUAUUCUCUAAAUGGUAAACGUGCUGAAUUAUUAUCGUAUAUGAAUUCAUUAUAAGUCUUCUUGUAAGUGUUAUUUACUGUUCAGUACAGUUUAGUUAGUUGGGAUGAUUCAUCCUUUGCCACACGAAUUUCUUUCUGGAAAGCGAAUUUCGUCCUUAAAGAUUGUAUCUCUUUGUCAAUGCCGGUUAAUAGAUUGCAAUUAGACUGAGGAAACAAUCAUUUUUCUAGCUAAAACUACAAAAAAAAUGCUUACAGAAUUUGUGUAUAACUUUUAUCAUAUGAAAUAUUGUGAGAUUGUAAAGAAUUAUGGUCAAUUUUGUACUUCGAAAAGAUACCUUCUUGAAGGACUGGAAUGUAAGAUAAACAUGUGAUCUUAAAAAGCAUUUUCACAUUAUCCUUCUGUACAGUGUUAUUGUUCAUGAAACGCUAUUAGUGUUUAUAACAAUGAAUUUUAGUUUAUUUUUUAGAUUCUGCUAUUAGACAUAGCAUUGUUGAAAAUUACAAAUAUUAAAUCUUCAAAUGUUA
Molecule: messenger RNA, 2661 nt
Organism: Phyllotreta striolata
Lineage: Eukaryota; Metazoa; Arthropoda; Insecta; Coleoptera; Chrysomelidae
Source: the annotation of a GenBank genome assembly